UGUCAGUGAAGCGCUGUGUCUCACAGACAGGGAGACAGAAGAAGAUCACGUGAUCCGGGCAGACUCGUUGGCUUGACAACAGUAAUCUUUAUCCGGAGCUGCAGAUCUGCACUCAGAAGACACAAUAUGCCGGAACUGAAGACAGUAUUCAGAGAAGUUCUGCCCAAACAAGGGCAGCUUUCCAUGGAAGAUGUCCCCACCAUGGUCCUGUGUAAGCCAAAGCUGCUCCCACUCAAGUCGGUCACCCUUGAGAAACUGGAGAAGAUGCAGAUGGAGGCCCAAGAGGCCGUCAAACAGCAAGAACUGGCACUAAAGGAUGAAGCGCAGUAGAUACCCAUCCAGAGGAUUCGGAACAACAGAGACAGAAUUUUCCUACUGAUGGAUGGAAUGAGCGCCACGCUGUCAAACCCCAAGUGAAAAAUGACUUCUAAGGACAUGAAUUUGGACUGGAAUGUGAUGUCUUAGCAUGUCAUUAUUUAACCUGUGAGCUUCCUAACUCUGUGACAUGGUUGGAUCUGAUGUAGCGUCAGUCUACACGUUGUGUGUUAGCAGCUUCCCUGAGUGAAGGUGAGGUGGAGAAACACAUGCGGGUAGAGCUAAGCUGCAGGUGUAGAUAGCAAACAUUGAUCAAUGGAAAUAUUGGGGUCUCUGGUUUCUCUUUGCUGACCUGAAAUCUCCAAAUGUUAAAAUAAACAAGGACUGGCAUGUCACAUUUGAAUUUCAUUGUAGUGUUUUAAAGCAGAAACAACACAGCCGGGAAAAGUGGUUUUGCAAUGAACAACAUGCUCCCUUUUUAUUUUUUUAUACUCUUUUAUAAAGCUCUUGACACAAACCAGUCAUUUCUGUACAAACACUGCUUUCUAGAAAACACAAAAGGAGUGGCAGUGAAAUCAAGAAAAUACUGUACAAAACAACGUGGAAUGACUGACACUGAGAGGUGUGGCACUUCACGGGCUAGCUUAUGUAAAUGUUUAUAUUUGAACAGCUUGGUGAAAAGUGAAUUACUUCAGUUUCAAUCAAAAGUGCUGUAUUUUUUUCUUUAUACCUCACCCCAGUUUCAGAAAUGUACAUUCUUCUGACCGUUACAAAGGAGGAAACUUGUACCCGGCUAUUUUUUU
Molecule: messenger RNA, 1118 nt
Organism: Salarias fasciatus (jewelled blenny)
Lineage: Eukaryota; Metazoa; Chordata; Actinopteri; Blenniiformes; Blenniidae
Gene: bbip1
Product: BBSome interacting protein 1
Exons: 3
Coding region: 127-330 (67 amino acids)
Biological process (GO): cilium assembly; receptor localization to non-motile cilium
Cellular component (GO): BBSome
Source: RefSeq, a predicted model, not a curated record